Thermothielavioides terrestris NRRL 8126 is the source of this 1336-nucleotide messenger RNA. Its product is annotated as mitochondrial 54S ribosomal protein YmL7/YmL5. The record is from RefSeq and is a predicted model, not a curated record. The coding region runs from base 57 to 1112 and encodes 351 amino acids. Gene Ontology annotation, cellular component: ribosome; cytosolic large ribosomal subunit. Gene Ontology annotation, molecular function: structural constituent of ribosome; RNA binding. The transcript has 4 exons. NCBI's taxonomy places the organism in Eukaryota, Fungi, Ascomycota, Sordariomycetes, Sordariales, Chaetomiaceae. Gene Ontology annotation, biological process: translation.
UUGGCCGAAGUUCCGCGUGUCACCGCUCUCUUUAGUCUAGGCCGCGCAUAUCAGCCAUGGCGCGCCUCCGCGGAUUGCCGAGGCCGGCUCGCAGCCUCCUACUGUCCCAAUUAUCACGCCAGGGACACCAGCGCCGGUCAAUACGAGCCCCCUCGCCACAAGCGUUCGAACAGGCGGCACCAGAACUUGCCGACCUCGAGCAGACGGCGCUCGCGGCGCCGGAGUUGAGCGAGGAAGAGAAGAAAGAGUUUAGGCCGUGGAAGCGUGCCAAGGACAGGAAAAUUCAACUUCCAGGCUCGAGAUACCAGUACCACCCUCCCAAGUACAACCGCGGUCCUCUGCACCCGAUACAAUCCCCGCCCUCGUCGGACCCGAGGGCGCGCGACUUCGUCCCGGGGCCCUUCAACCUGCCGCGGCUGAAGCAGACCUACCACUCGACUAUCGCGCCGGACAUCAUGACGCUGACCUACAAGCACGUGCCGCCCGGCACGCCGCCGAAGCCGACGCCGGAGCGCCUCCGCAGCUGGGACGACUCGUCGCCGUACCACAAGAACCGCGCGCUGCGCGGGCCCCGCGGCCACCCGGUGCUGCCGCUGCUCGAGCGCGACAUCAAUUUCACCAACAUACCGGCCCUCAAGGAGAUCACGAUUGCCAGCUACGUGCCGGCGGCCAUCAAGGACCCGGAGGCGCUGCUGGUCGCGCGCAGCGUGUUGCUGGCGCUGACCGGCACCACGCCCGAGAUCACCAAGACGCGCAGCAACGUCGUCCAGUGGGGCAUCCGCGCCGGCCUGAAGGCCGGCGUCAAGACCACCAUCUACGGCAAUGACGCCUACGAGUGGCUGGACCGCUGCGUCAACUUGGUGUUUCCGAGGAUCAAGGACUUCCAAGGGAUUCGGGCGACGACGGGUGACGGCUCCGGUAACCUCGCGUGGGGUUUCGGGCCGGAGGAGAUCAAGCUUUUCCCGGAGAUUGAGGUGAACUACUGGCUGUACCCGCCCACGAAGGUGCCCGGCUGCAGGGUGUUCGUGAAGACGACAGCGACCUCGGACAGGCAGGCGCGGCUGCUGCUGCAGGCGUUCGGCGUGCCCUUCUACGGCGAGAUCAGGGACUAAAGCGGGCAUACAGGGCAGGGGGAUGGCAUGUAGUGUACAAUACCAUUUGUGUAUACUUGUAACAUCAAGGGGGAGCGUGCGUCGCUGCAGAAGAAAGACGACCUUUUUUUUUGCUUCUGUCCUACCCAUCUAUAACCCGGUUGUUGUAUGUCCUGUUGUGGUAGAAACCCGAUCCGACCCUCGACCCAAAAAUCAAGUCUAAAUGCCGGAACCCAGCCCGAAAC